GUGCAGUUCGUGUGAAAUUUAAAGCGCUGCAUGAAAAAUUAAGUAAAAGAGUUGAAAAUCAAAAGUUAAACCAACAAAUUUGUUGUAAAGCGAUUGAGCGAGAUCUAAAGUUUGAGCACGGGCAGACUUUGGCAUUUGAAUUUGAUGAGCAGCCGGGAGCAGUAUUAGAUUAAAUUGAAACUUUACAAAGUCAAAACCAAAAACGAACGAAGAAUUUAACGAACAGUACCCAAUAUGGAGAACUUUACACCGAAAGAGGUGAAAAUCCUCGAGACCGUUGAGGACAUUCAGGAGCGUCGUGAGCAGGUGCUUUCGCGCUAUAAUGAAUUCAAGAUUGAGACCCGGCAAAAGCGCGAGAAGCUCGAGGAUUCGCGUCGGUUUCAGUACUUUAAGCGCGACGCCGAUGAGCUGGAGUCGUGGAUACACGAGAAACUGCAAGCGGCCAGCGAGGAGAGCUACCGCGAUCCGACCAAUCUGCAGGCCAAGAUCCAGAAGCAUCAGGCCUUCGAGGCGGAGGUCUCGGCGCAUAGCAAUGCAAUUGUGUCGCUGGAUAAUACCGGCCAGGAGAUGAUCAAUCAGCAGCACUUCGCAUCGGAGACCAUACAGCGGCGCCUGGACGAGCUGCAUCAGUUGUGGGAGCUGCUGCUGAGCCGUUUGGCCGAGAAGGGCCUAAAGCUGCAGCAGGCGCUGGUUCUGGUCCAGUUUUUGCGUCAGUGCGAAGAGGUCAUGUUUUGGAUCAAGGACAAGGAGACCUUUGUGACGGCCGAUGAGUUCGGUCAGGAUCUGGAGCAUGUCGAAGUGCUACAGCGCAAGUUUGAUGAAUUCCAGAAGGACAUGGCCUCGCAGGAGUAUCGCGUCACCGAAGUUAACCAGUUGGCCGACAAACUAAUACAGGACGGUCAUCCCGAGCGGGACACCAUAACCAAGCGCAAGGAGGAGCUCAACGAGGCCUGGCAGCGGCUCAAGCAAUUGGCCAUUGUGCGGCAGGAGAAACUCUUCGGCGCCCACGAGAUUCAGCGCUUUAAUCGCGAUGCCGACGAGACAGUCGCCUGGAUAGCCGAAAAGGAUGUUGUGCUCUCCUCCGACGACUAUGGUCGUGACCUUGCCAGCGUGCAGGCUCUGCAGCGUAAGCACGAGGGCGUCGAACGCGACCUGGCCGCCUUGGAGGACAAAGUGUCCACACUGGGCGCCGAGGCGCAACGCCUGUGCUCCAUCCAUGCCGAUCACAGCGAUCAGAUACGCGACAAGCAGGCCGAGAUCGCCAACUAUUGGCAGAGUUUGACGGCCAAGGCGCAUGAGCGCAAGCAGAAGCUGGACGAAUCCUACUAUCUGCAUCGUUUCCUGGCCGACUUCCGUGAUCUGGUGUCGUGGAUCAAUGGUAUGAAGGCCAUCAUCUCGGCAGAUGAGCUCGCCAAGGAUGUAGCCGGCGCAGAGGCGCUGCUGGAGCGCCAUCAGGAGCACAAGGGUGAGAUCGAUGCGCGCGAGGAUAGCUUCAAGUUGACCACUGAAUCCGGCAGGAAACUGUUGGAGCGCGAGCACUAUGCCGCCGCCGAGAUCCAGGAGAAGCUGGCUGCUCUGGAGAACGACAAGAGCUCGCUGCUGUCGCUGUGGGAGGAUCGCCGCAUCCUGUACGAGCAGUGCAUGGAUCUGCAGCUCUUUUAUCGUGACACUGAACAGGCCGACACCUGGAUGGCCAAACAGGAGGCCUUUCUCGCCAACGAGGAUCUGGGCGAUUCACUGGACUCCGUCGAGGCGCUGAUCAAGAAGCACGAAGACUUCGAGAAGAGCCUGGCCGCACAGGAGGAGAAAAUCAAGGCGCUGGACAUCUUCGCCACCAAGCUAAUCGAUGGCCAGCACUAUGCCGCUGACGAUGUCGCGCAGAGACGACAGAUGUUGCUCGCUCGACGCGCCGCCCUGCAGGAGAAGUCGGCCAAGCGGCGCCAGCUGCUGGAGGACUCGAAUCGCUAUCAGCAAUUCGAGCGCGACUGCGACGAGACCAAGGGCUGGAUCAGCGAGAAACUCAAGUUCGCCACCGACGACAGCUAUCUGGAUCCGACCAAUCUGAAUGGUAAAAUGCAGAAGCAUCAGAACUUCGAGCACGAGCUGAACGCCAACAAGUCGCGCAUCGAGGACAUCACCAACGUGGGCAGCGAGUUGAUCGAGAAGAAGCACUAUGCCGCCGACCAGAUUAAUACGCGCAUGCAGGAGAUUGUCGUGCUGUGGGAAACGCUGGUCCAGGCCUCCGACAAGAAGGGCUGCAAGCUGAACGAGGCCUGCCAGCAGCAACAGUUCAAUCGGACUAUUGAGGACAUUGAGCUCUGGCUGAGCGAGAUCGAGGGCCAGCUGCUGUCCGAGGAUCACGGCAAGGAUUUGACCUCUGUCCAGAAUCUGCAGAAGAAGCAUGCGCUGCUCGAGGCCGAUGUAAUGGCCCACCAGGAUCGCAUUGAGAACAUCAAUGUGGCGGCCAACAAGUUCAUCGAAUCGGGACACUUCGAUGCCGACAACAUUCGCAACAAGGAGGGCAAUCUCUCGGCCCGUUAUGCCGCUCUGGCAGCGCCCAUGGGCGAACGCAAGCAGCAUUUGUUGGACUCGCUGCAGGUGCAGCAGCUGUUCCGCGACCUCGAGGACGAGGCCGCCUGGAUACGCGAGAAGGAACCGAUUGCCGCAUCGACGAAUCGCGGCCGGGAUCUGAUUGGUGUCCAGAAUCUGAUUAAGAAACAUCAGGCUGUGCUCGCGGAGAUCAACAAUCAUGAGGCGCGCCUGCUGAAUGUCAUAAGCUCGGGCGAGAAUAUGCUCAAGGAUCAGCCAUUCGCCAGCGACGAUAUACGCCAGCGCCUCGAGGCACUGCAGGAGCAGUGGAACACGCUGCGCGAGAGGUCGAAUCAGCGCAAACAGGAUCUGGACGAUUCGCUGCAGGCGCAUCAAUACUUUGCCGAUGCCAACGAGGCGGAGUCGUGGAUGCGCGAAAAGGAGCCGAUUGCCACGGGCAGUGACUAUGGCAAGGACGAGGACUCUUCGGAGGCGCUGUUGAAGAAGCAUGAGGCACUCGUCUCCGAUCUGGAAGCCUUCGGCAACACUAUCCAGGCGUUGCAGGAGCAGGCCAAGAACUGUCGUCAGCAGGAAACGCCCGUCGUCGACAUUACCGGCAAGGAGUGCGUCGUAGCGCUCUACGACUACACGGAGAAAUCGCCGCGCGAGGUGUCCAUGAAGAAGGGCGACGUCCUCACGCUGCUCAACUCAAACAACAAGGACUGGUGGAAGGUGGAGGUCAAUGAUCGGCAAGGCUUCGUACCGGCCGCCUACAUCAAGAAGAUCGAGGCUGGACUCAGUGCCUCACAGCAGAACCUCGUGGACAACCAUUCGAUUGCCAAGCGCCAGAAUCAGAUCAAUUCUCAGUACGAUAAUCUCUUGGCCCUGGCCCGCGAGCGCCAGAACAAGCUGAACGAGACCGUGAAGGCGUAUGUGCUGGUGCGUGAGGCAGCCGACUUGGCUCAAUGGAUACGCGACAAGGAAAACCAUGCCCAGAUUGCCGAUGUCGUCGGCGAGGAUCUCGAGGAGGUUGAGGUGCUGCAGAAGAAGUUCGACGACUUCAAUGACGAUCUCAAGGCCAACGAGGUGCGUCUAGCGAACAUGAACGAAAUUGCCGUUCAGCUGACAUCGCUCGGCCAGACGGAGGCGGCCCUCAAGAUCCAGACCCAGAUGCAGGAUCUCAACGAGAAGUGGAACAAUCUGCAGACCUUGACCGCCGAGAAGGCCAGCCAGCUGGGCUCCGCGCACGAAGUGCAGCGUUUCCAUCGCGACAUUGACGAGACCAAGGACUGGAUAGCCGAGAAGGCGAACGCUCUCAACAACGACGACCUGGGCAAAGAUUUGCGCAGCGUUCAGACGCUGCAGCGCAAACAUGAGGGCGUCGAGCGCGACCUGGCGGCCCUGCGCGACAAGAUCCGCCAGCUGGACGAGACCGCCAAUCGCCUGAUGCAAUCGCAUCCGGACACCGCCGAACAGACCUAUGCCAAGCAGAAGGAGAUCAACGAGAUGUGGGAUCAGAUCAUUACCAAGUCGACGGCGCGCAAGGAAAAGCUGCUGGACUCGUACGACCUGCAGCGCUUCCUCAGCGACUAUCGCGAUCUGCUCGCUUGGAUCAACUCCAUGAUGAGCCUGGUCACCUCUGACGAGCUGGCCAACGAUGUGACUGGCGCCGAGGCGCUUAUCGAACGUCAUCAGGCACAUCGUGCUGAAAUUGAGUUCACGCUGGGCAGCAGUUCCGCUCCGGCAGCAGGUGCAUCACCAUCCGGCGACGAGGAACACCGCACGGAGAUCGAUGCACGCGCCGGCACCUUUGGGGCCUUUGAGCAGUUCGGCAAUGAGCUGCUGCAGGCCAAUCAUUAUGCAUCCCCGGAAAUUAAGGAGAAGAUUGAGGAUUUGGCCAAGGCGCGCGAGGAUUUGGAGAAGGCCUGGACCGAGCGUCGCCUACAGCUGGAGCAGAAUCUCGAUCUGCAACUGUACAUGCGCGACUGCGAACUGGCCGAGUCGUGGAUGUCCGCGCGUGAGGCAUUCCUCAAUGCGGACGACGAUGCCAAUGCCGGCGGCAAUGUUGAGGCGUUGAUCAAAAAGCACGAGGACUUCGACAAGGCUAUCAACGGACAUGAGCAGAAGAUAGCUGCCCUGCAAACCGUGGCAGAUCAGCUCAUUGCCCAGAAUCAUUAUGCCUCCAAUCUGGUGGAUGACAAGCGCAAGCAAGUGCUUGAGCGUUGGCGUCACCUAAAGGAGGGCCUAAUCGAGAAGCGUUCACGUCUUGGCGAUGAGCAGACGCUGCAGCAGUUCUCCCGCGAUGCGGACGAGAUUGAGAAUUGGAUAGCUGAAAAGCUCCAGCUGGCCACCGAGGAGAGCUACAAGGAUCCGGCCAACAUACAAUCGAAGCAUCAGAAGCAUCAAGCCUUUGAAGCGGAGCUGGCCGCCAAUGCGGAUCGCAUACAGAGCGUCCUGGCGAUGGGCGGCAAUUUGAUUGACAAAAAACAGUGCAGUGGCUCGGAGGAUGCGGUGCAGAAGCGACUAACCCAAAUAGCCGAUCAGUGGGAAUACCUGACGCACAAGACGACUGAGAAGUCGCUGAAGCUGAAGGAGGCCAAUAAGCAGCGCACGUAUAUUGCUGCUGUCAAGGAUUUGGACUUCUGGUUGGGCGAGGUCGAGAGUUUGUUGACCACUGAGGAUUCUGGUAAGGAUUUGGCGUCUGUCCAAAACCUCAUGAAGAAGCAUCAGUUGGUCGAAGCGGAUAUCGUUGCGCACGAAGACCGCAUCAAGGACAUGAACAACCAGGCCGAUUCCUUGGUCGAAAGCGGUCAAUUCGAUACUGCUGGCAUCCAGGAAAAACGUCAAUCCAUCAACGAGCGCUACGAGCGCAUCUGCAAUCUGGCCGCCCACCGCCAGGCUCGCCUCAACGAGGCUCUCACCCUGCACCAGUUCUUCCGCGACAUCGCCGACGAGGAGAGCUGGAUCAAGGAGAAGAAGUUGCUGGUCGGCUCCGAUGACUAUGGACGCGACUUGACCGGUGUACAGAACCUGAAGAAGAAGCACAAGCGCCUCGAAGCGGAGCUUGGCUCGCAUGAGCCGGCCAUCCAGGCCGUGCAGGAGGCCGGCGAGAAGCUAAUGGAUGUGUCAAAUUUGGGCGUGCCGGAAAUCGAGCAACGCCUGAAGGCCCUGAAUCAGGCUUGGUCCGAACUGAAGAAUCUGGCUGCUACGCGUGGCCAAAAGCUGGACGAGUCGCUGAUCUAUCAGCAGUUCCUGGCCCAGGUCGAAGAGGAGGAGGCCUGGAUCACUGAAAAGCAGCAGCUGCUAUCUGUGGAGGACUACGGUGACUCGAUGGCCGCCGUCCAGGGUUUGCUGAAGAAGCACGAUGCCUUCGAAACCGAUUUUGCCGCCCACAAAGAUCGCUGUUCGCUAAUCUGUGAGCAGGGCAGCGACCUGGUCGAGGCCAAGAACCAUCACGGCGAAUCUAUUGGCCAGCGCUGCCAGCAGCUGCGCAACAAGCUGGAGAACCUCAACGCUCUGGCCGCACGGCGCAAGGGCGCCUUGUUGGACAACUCGGCCUAUCUGCAGUUCAUGUGGAAAGCCGAUGUGGUCGAGAGCUGGAUUGACGACAAGGAGAACUAUGUGCGUUCCGACGAAUACGGACGUGAUCUAUCCACUGUGCAAACGCUUUUAACCAAGCAGGAGACAUUCGAUGCAGGUCUUAAUGCCUUUGAGCAGGAGGGCAUACACAACAUAAGCGCUCUGAAGGAUCAGCUGAUUAAUGCUAAUCACGCCCAGUCACCGGCCAUACUGAAGCGUCACGGAGACGUGAUCGCCCGUUGGCAGAAGCUGCGGGAUGCGUCGGAUACGCGAAAACAGCGUUUGCUGGCCAUGCAAGAGCAGUUCCGCCAAAUCGAGGAACUCUACUUGACAUUUGCCAAGAAAGCUUCGGCCUUCAAUUCUUGGUUCGAAAAUGCCGAGGAGGAUCUCACGGAUCCUGUUCGCUGCAAUUCGAUCGAAGAAAUACGCGCCCUGCGUGACGCGCACGCACAAUUCCAAGCGUCUCUCUCAUCGGCCGAAGCUGACUUUAAGGCAUUGGCAGCGCUCGACCAGAAGAUCAAGAGCUUUAAUGUUGGACCAAAUCCGUACACCUGGUUCACCAUGGAAGCUCUUGAGGAGACCUGGCGUAAUCUGCAAAAGAUCAUAGAGGAACGCGAUGGCGAACUUGCCAAGGAGGCCAAGCGCCAAGAGGAGAACGACAAGCUGCGCAAGGAGUUCGCCAAGCACGCCAAUCUCUUCCAUCAGUGGCUAACCGAAACUAGAUAUUAUAUGCUGGGUUAUAAUCGUCAAGGAACCUCAAUGAUGGAAGGCUCCGGUUCGUUGGAACAGCAACUGGAGGCGCUUCGCGUCAAGGCCACGGAGGUGCGUGCCCGUCGCGUUGAUCUGAAGAAAAUCGAAGAACUCGGCGCCUUAUUGGAGGAGCACUUGAUUCUGGAUAAUCGCUACACGGAACACUCGACGGUGGGUCUGGCCCAGCAAUGGGAUCAGCUGGACCAGCUGUCGAUGCGCAUGCAACACAAUCUGGAGCAACAGAUACAGGCGCGCAACCAUUCGGGCGUCUCGGAGGAUUCGCUCAAGGAAUUCUCGAUGAUGUUCAAGCACUUCGACAAGGACAAGAGCGGCAAGCUAAACCAUCAAGAGUUCAAGUCCUGUCUACGCGCGCUCGGCUACGAUCUGCCCAUGGUUGAAGAGGGUCAGCCCGAUCCAGAAUUUGAGGCCAUAGUCGAUGUGGUCGAUCCCAACCGCGACGGCUAUGUCUCGCUGCAGGAGUACAUUGCAUUCAUGAUUUCGAAGGAAACCGAGAACGUGCAGUCCUACGAAGAAAUCGAGAAUGCCUUCCGCGCGAUCACUGCCGCCGACCGCCCCUACGUCACCAAGGAGGAGCUCUACUGCAACCUCACCAAGGACAUGGCGGACUAUUGCGUGCAGCGCAUGAAACCUUUCUCGGAACCGCGCUCUGGCCAGCCCAUCAAAGAUGCUUUAGAUUACAUAGAUUUCACGCGAACGCUAUUCCAGAAUUAAAUUGCGUUUCCUUCAAAUGGCGCCUGAGAAAAUGUCUUGCAACUUAUUUCUAAAAAAAAAAAACAAAAAUAUUACAAACAUAUAUUUACACGAUUUUUUUCGAUCAUUUUUAGUAUCUAAGCCAACAGAAAUAUGCUUAUUUAAGAAUUAAUGCCACAAUGAGCCCAAAACAAAACAAUAAUCGAGCACUUUUAACACAUUUGGUAGCUUUUGCAUUUAUAUAUUCCCGUAUUCAUCUAUCUCCCAAGUGGUAUCUUAAACUUUGACAUGACAAAACGUAGUAUCUGUCUAUAUAUAAUCAAAAUAUAUAAAAAUGCUUAUAAACCAGAUUAUACGCCGCAUCCUAGCGAAAUGCUUGGCUCUAUAAAUAUACUACCCAAAACUUUCGAAA
Molecule: messenger RNA, 7981 nt
Organism: Drosophila virilis
Lineage: Eukaryota; Metazoa; Arthropoda; Insecta; Diptera; Drosophilidae
Gene: alpha-Spec
Product: alpha spectrin
Biological process (GO): actin cytoskeleton organization
Cellular component (GO): plasma membrane; cell projection; cell junction
Molecular function (GO): actin filament binding; calcium ion binding
Source: RefSeq, a predicted model, not a curated record